AUGCUUAUUGUUAAAGGAGGUCCCCCUUAGAAAAUAGGAAAGACUCAAUCGGUUCAUCACAUGCCUUAAGAUUCUCAUUUAAUAGUAAGAAAAAACAAUUCUAAAUUAGAAACUCAAUCCAAUUCUUACACUUAAAACAGAAGGUUGUUUUGAUAGCACUUUGAAUCAAAUUUAUAAUAGUGUUAGUGAUACAGAAUAUGUUUAUGGAAGAAUAUUUAAGCAAUUGAUACUAUUUGUUGAUACAAAAUUUAGUGAAUUGACGGAAAAAAUAGAUAACUUCGAUAAUUUAUCUGAUAUCAACACACAUUUAUUAAGGAUAUAGUCCUCUUAAGUAAGCCCAAUCAUGAAAUAAAGAAAUGAUGACAGUCCAAGUGGAAUUGUUAGAAAUAAAAGUUCUGGAUCAUUGUUACAAUAAGAUAAUACUAGUUUAAGUGAAAAAGGGAAAAACUCUCCAAGUAAGAAGAUUCUUCAAAGAAAUGGUUUAUCAUCAUCAAAUGCAAUGGAUAUAAAUCGUUUAAACUAAUUCGAAAAGAAAAUUAGAUAAACAGAGGAAAAAUAAACUAAAUUUGAGCAGGAUCAAUAGGAUAGGUUUUCAGGUUUUUAAAACAGAAUUGAAAAAAUUAUUCGAUCCAUUUAAGAUAAACAAUAGUCUCUAUAAUUUUCAGAUUUAUAUAGGGGCAUUUAGGAAUUUUCUGAAAACUAAAAAUAAAUAGUUUCCUUCAUCUCAACCUCCUAAAAUGAAAUGAUGUAAAAAUAGAAUAUUUAUAUAGCGAAAUUAAUAAAAAAUUACUAUCAACAUCUAGAGAACAUUAAGACUAGAUUAAUCUAAUAAAAAACACUGUUGAAUAAACAAACUUAGCAUAUUUAGCUUGUAAUGAGAAGAUUGAAACUUUAUAAAAUAGUAUACAAUAAAUCGAUUAAGACUUACUCAUAAUUUUAAAAUGUUAUAAGGAUGUUUUGAAUGAUGUGUUUAGAAUUGAAAUAUUGGAAUAACAAUUGAAGAGAAUUUUAAAUAUCCUUAAUAAUUAUCACUGA
This is a messenger RNA of Paramecium primaurelia, 1035 nucleotides long. The record is from the annotation of a GenBank genome assembly. Lineage: Eukaryota; Ciliophora; Oligohymenophorea; Peniculida; Parameciidae.